AUGGUCUUGACAUGGUACUCACCCGCUUCUCUUGUGUUCAGUAGAAUAAGCCGUGAUGGAGAACUCUCAACUUCAUUGAUCAAUACCGUAGCCCGCAAUCGGUAUACUGUAGAAGGUUUGAUGUCGUAAUUGUGUGCAUCUAGACGAAUACAGUAUUGA
This is a messenger RNA of Haemonchus placei, 159 nucleotides long. Lineage: Eukaryota; Metazoa; Nematoda; Chromadorea; Rhabditida; Trichostrongylidae. The record is from the annotation of a GenBank genome assembly.